CUCGGUCUUUCGAAGUUUUUGAUUUCUGUGAAAUAAAUGCUUCGGUCGAUUCAUUGUCGCACUAAAAUCUGUGCCAUCUUCGCCACUCUCGGUUGCUGCCGUUCUGCUGAAAAUUUAAGUUUCGGUAAUACUCCUGCAUCUGAUGAAGUAGAAGAAACCAACGAUAAAAAAGCAGCUGCGCUACAUGUUCUUCUUCUUCUCUCAGUGUGUAGGUAGAACACAUUCUUCUUUGCGGACUCAAUGAAGUUUUUCAGCGCCAGUGGCCUACCCUCAAUAUCGUUUUCCAUUUUAAUAUGUAAGAACCCUCCUGUUAGUUUUCAUUUUCUGUUGUUGCCUGAUGAGAUUAUUAAGUUUUCGAAGUGGGUUCUGCUUCCGCUUCUGAACAUCACCAAGCACGGCCUCAUAGUCCUCGUCCUUCCUGGAACCGGGUAAAUAAGAAGUUCAGACUGGAUUAUAAGGCCAAAGAGGAGAAGUGUCUUUUGAAAUUAUGGGUCUGAAUAGCGCCCUUGAGGACUCAUGGACGUCCAAGGACAUCAGCGAUCUUCCCCGGAAGGACAAGCUGAAGAUUCUCGCCCAAGUGAUCCGGUCAACCCACGAAAAGGCGGUGGAUUUCCAGCAAGAAAAGCACCGGACGCAGGCUGCCGUGCACACAAAACACGAAUUGAUUAAGAAGGUGCCAGAGGACAGAACUCACACCUGGUUCGUGGUCCAAGCUAAGGGGCAGCCCGUGAUCCAGCUGCAGGGUGGGACGGAAGAACCUGUGUGCUAUUAUUACAACAGUAAAACCAGGACGGCGCAGUGGGAUAAGCCGGAACUGAGCCAGGGACAGAACCAGAACGGGAAAGGAUCAGUGCAAUUUGGUCGACCCAGUAGGCCGGUCAGGUCAAAGUCUUGGCUUGUAAAGUAUGGAUAGCGCUGCAGCCACGCUUGUUCCUCUACUUCUUUACCUAUCUUUUUCCUUUCGUAUAAAGUACACUAUUAAGUAUCACUAUCAUCUAUAUCGUUUUUUCUUUUUUAUACCAGCUUCAGCUUUGCAAUGCGAGAGCUGGAAUGAUCGAAAAAGUUAAAAUCGCUAGCGAGCUUCAUCUGCACGUACGUUGAACAACCUGCAAAUAUAGAUACAUAGAUGAUGAUGAAGUGUUGACCGCCAGCAUGCUGAAAAAGUAAGCAAGGGCAGCAUGCAAAACGCGCUGUCAUCAAGAUCAACUGCGGUACUGUUGAUAAUUGAAUAC
Molecule: messenger RNA, 1232 nt
Organism: Amoebophrya sp. A120
Lineage: Eukaryota; Dinophyceae; Syndiniales; Amoebophryaceae
Source: the annotation of a GenBank genome assembly